AUGGCAAUGCGUCAAAGUCAGCUGACUCAGUGAAAAAAAUUCAACCUGUCGGUGUUUUUCUUUAGUGUUUUCAGUGUUGUAUUUUCUUACUUUUCUCCCUUCCGCGGAAUGCAAAUAACAUGAAAAUCUGUUAGUUUUCCGCGGUAAAUGUUGUAGUGUUUUGAGUGAUUGUGCGCCAUGAUCCAGGAUGGAAACCAAGAAGGAUAUCUACAAUCUCUGGAUUCAGUACACAACAAAGAACGAUGAGGUGUUCUUUCGGCAAUUUAUCCGUGGAUUUGUGGCCAUUUGGCGGGAACAGCUUCACCUGGAGCUGGAGUCUAUGCCAUCUCCGUCAGAGAUUAAGCCUGACUCUGGGCCACAUAUCAAAAGGCUGCCAGAGGAGCUACUGCCGGCUAUUCAGAAGUUCCUCAUAAUUGCCAAGAGCGAUGGCGAGAAGAGAAUCCUGCAAGAUGAUGAAAUCUCCGACACUACACUUCUCUUUGAGUGUCUGACCAUCAUUUGUCGUCACUUUGAUAAUAUUGCCCAAGUGGCGAGGUCGAAUUUCGUGUCUGUGGGCGUGGAGAUUGUUUCAGGGGUCCUCAAGUGGUCAAAGAGGGAAGGGUAUGAGUUAGUUAGGGGCGUCCGGAUGUUAGUUAAAACCUUCAGUGGGUUUCUGGAGGUGAUUUUUGAUCCUUUCCUCACAUGGAGGCACUUUGUCAAUACAGAUCUCUAUGAGAUCUCCCAUCAUCCCAAUAUCCAGCUCAAUUCUGAGAUCAUCCCCUUUAUCUAUGGAUGCUUUGAGGAUGGAACGCUCACGAGUGAUUCCCUGAAUAUUCUCGGUGGAGUCAUUGGGGGCUCUCAAGCCAAUGCCCAGAGGGCUGUUUGUCCGGCCACAGUGAAGAUUAUUGUGAGCCUGAUCUCGAGCUGGGAAUGCGAAAUGAACCUCCGGAGAGUAGCUCUGAAGUGUUUCAAUUUGAUGGUUAUUGUCCUGCUCAAAGCCACUCCUGAGACCAGGCAAAUUGAACUGACCACAGUCAUGCAGCACUACCAUGAAUCCAUUGUGCUCCUCCUCAAGACCAAACACUUCCUCCGGAAGUCUCAGGGGGAAGUCUUUGAGAUCACUGAUGAAGGAGAUUCCCCAAUUGAUGUUUCUGCCCUGUAUGCCUUGAUAGACAAUCUCCGGAGCUUGCUCCAGGAGCCCACUGUCCGGGUAAAUGUCUGCAAAAUCAUGAUAGACAACAAUAUCCUCAAUAUCCUGAUUGGUGUGCCAAAUAUCAUUGAGGCCUGGGAUGUGGACAGGCAGGGCUUGAUGGUGACCUGUGUGAGAGUCCUGCGGCACAUUUGCUGGGCAUCUCAGCACAGAGUCACCAAAAUGGCCACGGAAAAACUCUUCCGGGGCCUCCGGCUCAACGGGAAGCCCUCACGGGAUCUCGUAGCUGAGCUGAUUGACUUCACAGAAGCCCUCAAUGAUGAGCUCUUUAUCAAUUGCAACGUCAUGCGGGAGAUAAUCGCAUGGCUGGGAGAUUUCGGGGAGAAGGAACAGCAAUUCGCUGUGAAACUCCUCCUAGACAUUUGCACAAAGAACACCACGAGGAAGAUCCUGGCCUGUGAGAACCGGACCAUCGAGGGGAUUUGCGAAAGCCUAAGGAGAUUCCAAAGACUCUCUCCGGAAGCAAUUUCCGACAUGAUCCGGAUGAUUGAGGAAUUGGGAAAGUACACAAUUCACCCGGUGGAAGUGAAGAAGAUUUUCCAUCUCCUCCGGGAGGAUCUCAAAUUCCCCCAGAGAUUCGAUCUCCUCGAGGCAAUGCUCAACAUCUCAGUCCACUGCGCCGGGAAUCAAUCAGACACCAGAUACUUCUGGAAUAUCCAGAAAAAUGACGAAGGGAUCACUGUGCAGGACGUGGAAGCGUGGUCAGUGACAAAUCCACCCAAUGGAUUUGUCUUCCACGCCACCAUUAAUCUCGAAAGGCUCCAGGGUGAUUCUGGUCAGAAUAAUCCCGGAGAACUCAAUGCCAAGGCCUAUCGGAGAUUUUUGCUGUGUCUACUGAGUAGCCAGGGAACGGGCUUUGAGAUUUUUGUCAAUCAUUCAGGAGCUCUCACUCUAGCAGCGCUCACGAAGAAGGAAUACCACACGGUGACGUCAAAUGAGGCUAGACUCUGCGAUGGCCAGUGGCACUCAGUGAUAGUUUCCGUUGUGCCAUCCAAGAGGCCCUUCUCCUACUUCCAGAUCACCAUGUACCGGGAUCAGGAGAUUCUCCUCAGUACAUCCCUGAAAAUUGGCAAUCACCAUGAAAAAUUCACAUUCUGCACCAUUGGAGCCCCAGUAAGUCAGCUCCAGGAGACUCCAGUUCCGGAACUCGAAGAUUCCCGUGAUAACAGCAACACCAUGAAGGGACUCUUCCCUUCGCUCUUUGAAAAAGCACGCACCCAAGCUCCCAAUUACUUCACUCUGCCCCUCAAGGGCUUCUCAUCGCAAGAUCCAACGACCAAGUGCAUAGCCCUGGGACUCCAGGAAAGUGUCUUUGGGAGUCAGAUCUGCCUCCGGGGUCAAAUGGGAUGUGCCCUUCUGGCAGAAUCUGGCUACCAUCUCAAAAAUAUCCUGGAAGCUGGACCAAAAGUUACCUCAAUCUUCUCCCAGGAGAGUGAAACUACCGAUGCAGCCACUUCCAAAGUGGUCUUCUGCUUCUCCCCAUCUGCAUGCUGUGAUAGUGUCUGCGUGGAUUUAUCCCUGGGGAAGAAGUACACAGGACACACUGUGGCCAAAUUCCACCAUGUGAUAGCAAUCCAAAGUGCUGUCAGAAGCAUUGGAGGAAUUGAAAACUUCCUGCCGCUUCUGGAGUGCUUCAGGGAGUCCCAGGACUGGAUUUCCGAAGAAACUGAUCGAGCCUCGACUGAAUCUCCCGGAGAUGCAAAAAACCUCAAGAAUCCCAUUGCCUAUCUCUUGAUUCUCAUGCGCUACUACGUCACCAGCGACAGCCUCCAGGACAAUUUUGAGAAUAUCGCCCUGGCAGGAUCCAUGGUGACUCAAUGUGACCCUACCCUCCUCGACGUUCACGUUCUCGUGGCCCUGCAGAUUCUCAUUGAAACAGUGCAGCAAAAGCACGAUGGGGACAGUGUGCCAAUUCUCGAUGCCCUCUACGAGCAUUUGCUGUUCAACUUCAGGAUCUGGUCCAGGGCUUCGUUUCAGAUCAUCAUAGGGCAUACGCAGUACCUUCAGACACUCGUCAAGACCAAACGGAAAUACCUGAGGAAAAAGUAUGGAAUCCAAUUUAUUCUCGAUACAAUCCGAUUGUACUUUAUCACACCGAAUAACAUUCCGUUGGACGAUGCAAAGUCCAUUCGAAUAGCUCUUCUGGACAUUGUAAAGUACUACAUUCAGAAGGAGAUUAGUAUUAAGGAGGUGGAUAUAUUUGUGAAUUUCCUGGCCACGGGGAAGAAUGAGGAGGUUCUGAUUGAAGUUUUGGAACUUUUGACGAAUCAUAUGGAGGCAAAUUGCAAAGAUCAGAUUUUUUUGUUGAUCCUGGAGCCACAGACAGCUGAAUUGCUGUACUGUAUGCUCCUGGAGAGGACGUUCUCGGUGAACCUCCAUAGUGCUGUACUUAAAUUGAUUUGGUGCCUUUUGACGACAAAAUGGGUCUCGCAGAGGCACAAAAGUUACCUGACCUUGCAGAAUAAGUCAGUCAAGGGGCAGAGUCUCUAUCCGGGAUUCCUCACGUACAUUUUGUCCGUGAGGCUUGAAGAUGAAAUUCUGCUGAGUCUGGCAGAACAGAUGCUCUCGAGUAAUUCUGAAUCUGGAUACUGUGGCAUUGUGUACUUAAUAAAUAAUCUUCAGUAUCGGGAUUUGAGCCUGAAGCUGGAGAUUAGCAAGAAGCUCAUCACGACGGUCUUCACGAAGCAAAAUUCACCAAGUCUCAUUGCCCAGCAAACGGCCUGGCAGCAGGCUUUUAUGAAGCUUCUCGUGAAGAAGUCUAUCAAAAUGGAUAUGGGCAGUUCCGAGGUGGACUUUAUCAGUUUCGACGAUAAGACUCCUGUGGAGAAUCGAGAGAUUAACUUCGAUGAGAAUUUCUCUCUGUCAGAAGCCGUAGAUGCCAUGGAACACUUUGAAAAUGAUGACUUGAGCCUUCAUUCAACCAGUACAGUCAGCGAUAUCCAUUCCCUGGCUUCUCCAACCCUCUCAGCCAGAGUUCCAUCGGAUCCUCCCUCCACAGUGGGCACAGUGCUCCCGGACAUGGAGAGUACAGUGAGUGAGGAUGAACAGCUAGUGUACAAUAUCACAAAUAUUGUUUUCACAAUUCUCUGGCGCGGCAUUCCCGACAAAAAGCAAUCGUCAAAGGCAGAAGGAGAAAUAAUAGCAGCAGUGAAUUUCCUAGCUCUCACAAAUGAGCUCUUCUGCUCCCAUCUGAUCCUCCGGCUGAGACUUCUGGAAAUGACUGUUCAGGCAUGCCUCAUUGAAAUUGGCGAGGGAGGCACGCAAAAUCUCGUCCAUCAGGAAUACUGUGCUCAAGUUCUGCGAAUGGUUUAUGAUUUGGUGGUGCUCGAUCAGAACAAGGAAGACCUCAAGAAGUGCUCAACGAAACUUCUCGAUGGUGUUUUGGCUCUGCUCGAUGCUCUCAUGGUGUUCCAGAGGAAUCCAGUUGAUGACUGGAUGGAGCUGAAGAGAGUAAGCCUAGGAUUGCUGCUACAGUGCUCUCACAGUUCAGAUCCGGCUAUUGUGGCUAUGGCUACAGCAAAGCUUCACUACAUCCUCCAAUGUAGACACCCCAAAGAUGCAGAGGAAGUGGCUUAUCUGGUCUUUAGGCUCAACAGUGCUCUUGAAAAUGCCAUAGACGUGGGGAAUUCAGAGGAAUAUUCCUUCCUGAUUCCCGUGAUGAAAGCCCUGUUGGAAAAAUCAGAGCAGAUACUGAUGCUAUCUGUCAAUGUUCCGGACCUACCUCCCCUGACGUCUGGUCCGGUCUUUUUCCACGACUUUCAGAUGUUCGUGGGUCAUAAGCAAUGGAGGAGUUUCAUCAAAAAGAGGAUAGAACCACUCCAUGAUGCGUAUCAAAAGGAAAUUGAAGUGACUCUGUGUGAACCGUUGAACACCUUUUGGGCGGAAUGCUAUGAAUCUUGCAAGACAACUGGUAAAUUAUGCAAAGAGAUUGAAAUGGAAAGUCGUAGUAAAUUUCAGGAAAAAAUUAUUUUGCCUUGGAGAUAUCGACAGACUGAGGAGAUUCAUCGGCAAAAUGCCCUGACGACGGGACAGAAAGCUGAAGAAAUGAGAUGUGAUCGUCUCUAUAGGCAAUUCAGAAGAAGUCUCUAUGGAUCUCGUGGUCCUUGGUGCCAAAGUGUGGUCAAGCAGGACUACUGGAAGUUGCUCAAUAGGGAAAAUCUCAGUCGAAUGAGGAUGAAACUGGAGCCAAAUCUCUAUCACAAUCCUCACACAAUGGCAGCUAGUUUGAGGGAUAACACCACGCUUGAUGAAGAUAGAAGACUUUCAGCGGAUUUUGGUCCAGCAAUUAUUCCAUCAGCAACUCCUCUAGAUAUCACCGAUGAAGAGGGAUUUGUGGUACUUGAAGAAGACUUGAGAUUCUCUCAGGAAGUGUCCAUAAUGGAGGAUUCGCAGAGUCAGGAAGUUGAUCGGGAGAAGAUUAUUGUGAGUUAUGAGUGUGAAUUGAUAGUGUUGAUGUCUAGGAUCAAAGGGAAAUUGGAGAUUAGUGCAAAUACCAUAGCUUUUGUGGAUCAGUCUCAGUCUCAGCAGCAAGACAUGAAGCAUGACUUUCGCUUCUCCCUUGCUCUACUCCGGGAACUCCAUCUGAGAAAGUACAAUCUCAGGCGAAGUGCUCUAGAGAUGUUUCUCGUGGAUCAGAGGAGUUUCUUUGUCAAUCUCACCACAAAGACAAGGAACAAGGUAUUUUCGAAGAUUCUCGGUUUGCAACCACCAAAUAUUCAGUAUGGAUCAGGAAGGACUCCAAGUGAGCUGCUAAAAGCUUCUGGACUGACACAAAAAUGGGUGAACAGGGAGAUUAGCAAUUUUGACUACCUCAUGCAUCUCAAUACAAUUGCCGGAAGGACUCACAAUGAUUUGAGUCAGUAUCCCAUUUUCCCAUGGAUUUUGGCUGACUAUACGAGUGAAAUUCUAGAUCUCACAGAUCCCAAUUCCUUCAGGGAUCUGUCCAAGCCAAUUGGUGUGGUAAAUCCGAAGAAUGAAGCUGAGGUUAGGAAUAAGUAUGAGAACUUUGAAGAUCCUUCUGGGGUGAUUCCAAAGUUCCACUAUGGGACACAUUACUCGAAUUCUGCCUAUGUUCUCCACUAUCUUCUGCGCCUGGAGCCCUUUACAACUCUCCAUGUUGAACUGCAGAGUGGAAGAUUCGAUGUGGCUGACCGGCAAUUUCAUUCAAUAGCCCAAACAUGGCAGCAAUUGAUGGAUACGCCGAGUGAUGUGAAAGAACUAAUUCCGGAAUUUUUCUACAUGCCUGAUUUCCUCCGGAAUAUCAAUGGACUGGAUUUGGGAGAAUUGCAGACGACCAAAGAGAAAAUUACUGAUGUUAUUCUGCCUCCAUGGGCUCAGAGUCCGGAAAGCUUCAUAGCUAUCCAUCGCAGAGCCCUGGAAUCGGAUUAUGUGUCUGCAAAUCUCCAUAAGUGGAUCGAUUUGGUGUUUGGGCACAAGCAGAAGGGCAAGGCAGCCAUUGAGGCCCUCAAUGUCUUCUACUACUGCUCCUACGAGGGUGCUGUGGAUCUGGAUAAGUUCUCAGACCCGAAGGAGCGUGAAGCUAUUGAGGGAAUGAUCAAUAAUUUCGGCCAGACGCCAUCGCAGCUCCUCAGGGAAGCUCAUCCACGACGACUGACAGCUGAUGAGUGCCUCAUUCGAUUGCUACGGAAUGAGCUGAAACGCCCGGCGGAAUUCACGAAUUACCUGGACAGAGUGUCAAAUGUCUACUGUGAAUUGUCUACAGAGAAAGAUCCUGUGGUUUACUUGAGUAUUCCGAGGACACCACAGAGAUCCUUCUUGCAGACAGGACCUGAUGUUCUGAUCUCUGUCACUCGAUCGGGUGUCCUCUCGACUCACACCUGGAUCCCGUAUGACAAAGAAAAGUGCUUUAUCUUUGGCACAGACUCCGCUAAGACGCGCAAAGUCCUCUCGGCAGCCUUUCAUCCGGCCGUAAGGUUGUCCGGGAAGCUUUUUGCGCUGAAUGUGGAGGGAAAACUCCUGUACACAGGAGGAGUAUGGGAUUGCAGCCUGAAGGUGUUCAGUGUCCACAAAGGACGAGCUGUGGCAUCUGUGGUUGCCCAUUCGGAUGUCAUCACUUGCUUGGCCAUUGAUUCAAGCGGGAUGCAUCUGGUCACGGGUUCGAGGGACUGUACGUGUGUUCUCUGGUCAAUUUCCAACACAAAUCUCACACAGAACUCCGUAGGAUUGGUGGCUCUGACAGUUUCAGGAAGUGCAGCAGCGUCUCCGAGUGGAGCUGCUGGUCCUGCGAGUCUCCUGGCUCCGCAGCCUCUGAAAUCAUUGCAUGGGCAUGAGAGUGCAAUUUCGGCAGUGGCUAUCAUGACGGAAUUUGAUACUGUGGCCUCUGGAUCAUUGGAUGGCACUGUGAAUCUCUACAGCAUCGAGAGUGGCCAGUUGAUUCGGACAGUCAGCCCAAUUGGAUGUACUGGAGUCAACAUUGAGAUAUCCUUCGUGAUAAUCUCGUAUCAGGGUCAUGUGGCUUUCUCGGCUCUCGAUGACACUUCCUACUCCGUCCAUGCUUUCACAGUUAAUGGGAUCCACGUGGGAUCCAAGUAUGUUUCGGGUCGAGUGACCAGCCUGGCUACAAUCAAUGAUCUGCUCGUGGUGUCUGAUGAUGCUGGAGACAUCACCAUCAGUCGCCUCAAUGGCCUCAAGCCCUUCUUUGACAUUUCUCUGCACAUUCCAAUUGAGUCACUGGUUGUGGUGCCAGGAAAUAGUCAUCUCCUGGCACCACUGCGAGAUGGCAAUUUGGCUGUUGUGGGUGUCAUCCUGCCCAGUGCUACGUCAUCUACCUCAUCGUCCGGAAGGAAGCACUCCAUUCUCACAGUCUAAAUAGCCCUUCUCUGACAGAAGAAAAUCAAAAGUCCCUCCUUGUCUUUACCUAAAAUUCUUUUAUUUCACAUUUUAUUCUCUUGGUGCUGGUGUCAGUGUUUUUUAUUUUACGAGCUAACGACGAAUAUUCUAGAGGAACUUCUCUCUGUCCCAAAUGGGGGCAGGAGGGAGACUCCUCGCUGGGAAAAUAAUUAUACAUAAAAUCUGUAGACUAUUCAGAGAGAAUUUAACACAAGACUAAAAUUUAGAAUUGAUUAAAAUAAGAUUAAAAAGUCACGAAGAA
This is a messenger RNA of Phlebotomus papatasi, 8300 nucleotides long. Its product is annotated as neurobeachin-like protein 1. The transcript is spliced from 9 exons. Gene Ontology annotation, molecular function: protein kinase binding. Gene Ontology annotation, cellular component: cytosol; membrane. The record is from RefSeq and is a predicted model, not a curated record. Lineage: Eukaryota; Metazoa; Arthropoda; Insecta; Diptera; Psychodidae. The coding region runs from base 188 to 8017 and encodes 2609 amino acids. Gene Ontology annotation, biological process: intracellular protein localization.